Gongylonema pulchrum is the source of this 546-nucleotide messenger RNA. Lineage: Eukaryota; Metazoa; Nematoda; Chromadorea; Rhabditida; Gongylonematidae. The record is from the annotation of a GenBank genome assembly.
AAAGCACUAGUUGAACUAUCAGAUGAAGUGGAUCAAUUCAAUGAGAUAGCAGCAUCGAUGUUGCAAAACGGCUCAUUAGCGAAAGAAAAUGCUUGGGCACGGCGUAAACGAUAUCCACAUACACCAUAUGCAUAUCCAUUUGAAACCUACAACACUCUUCAACCGAAUAAAUAUUCUCAAAAUGCGCUGUUGAACACAUCGUGCGAUUGCUGCGUCCCAGGGCCACCAGGAGCACCAGGAAGGCCUGGAAAAAACGCGCCACCUCCAUGUCCGAUAUGUCCACCAGGUCCCCCAGGACCUCGUGGACCAGUAGGACCGCCUGGUGAUACCGGACCACAAGGAAUUCCAGGAAUUUCUGGAAAAGUCGGAAGCGAUGGGCUUAUAGGCCCGAAAGGUCAGCUGGGCCCACCAGGACCUCCCGGCAUUGCUGGACCACCAGGUGACCCCGGUCACUCGCCUAUUGCAAAUCCUCCUAUACCAGGCCCUGUUGGACCUCCUGGUGUAAGUUUCUCUUUCACUACAUCUUUUUCGCAUUUACACCAAUAA